Molecule: messenger RNA, 3363 nt
Organism: Brachypodium distachyon (stiff brome)
Lineage: Eukaryota; Viridiplantae; Streptophyta; Magnoliopsida; Poales; Poaceae
Exons: 12
Coding region: 209-910 (233 amino acids)
Molecular function (GO): oxidoreductase activity
Source: RefSeq, a predicted model, not a curated record
CGAAAUGGAAGGAUAUUGACGCCUACCUCCCUCCUCGCCGGUUACCUCCCUGUAGUCGUCUUGUUCUUGGUCGAACAGUAGCAAGCAAAUGACGCGCAUCGGUGAUUGACGCCUACCUCCCUCCUCCCUGGUUACCUCCCUUUCCCCUGCCUCACGUGAACAGAGAUCAAAUCUUACCAAAAUCAUAAGGACCAGGUUUCUCUUGUGUAUGCCAAGCCCCCUUCUCAAACCCACAGCUCUCAGGCUUGCAAAUUUAAUGGCUUCAGACACUGGCAAGAAGCUAAUUCAGAUCGAUGUGAGCUCAGAUACGGUGUGCCCUUGGUGCUUUGUUGGAAAAAAGAAUCUUGAGAAAGCAAUGGAGCAAACCAAGGACAAGUUUGACUUUGAGGUUCGUUGGCAUCCAUUCUUUCUAAAUCCCGAGGCGCCUAAGGAAGGUAUCAGGAAAUCUGAUUUUUACAAGACAAAGUUUGGCCCUGUUCAAUUUGAGCGUGCAACUGUUCGCAUGACAGAGAUGUUCAGAGGACUCGGCUUUGAAUAUGACAUGUCCGGACUCACCGGAAACACGAUGGACAGUCAUAGGCUCAUAGCAUUUGCUGGACACCAAGGCUACGACAAACAAAAUGCUCUUGUAGAAGAAUUAUUCCUCAGUUAUUUUUGCCAGGGAAAAUACAUUGGUGAUAGGCAAGUUCUUCUGGAUGCUGCAAGAAAGGUGGGAAUAGAAGGAGCGGAAGAACUGCUGCAGGACCCUAGCAAAGGAGUCGACGAGGUUAAGGAAGAACUAAACAAGUACUCUUCUGGCAUUUCUGGAGUUCCUCACUUUGUGAUCAAUGGAAAAUAUCAACUCAGUGGUGGUCAACCUCCAAACAUAUUCAUGAGGGCCUUCGAUGCGGCUGCAAAAGAUGGAGAUUGAUGAUUUGUUCGAUGAACCUUUUAUACGGUUCACCAACAUUCUUGUUGUACACAAAAAAGAAGAAGAAUAAAGGCAUCUUCCAGAAAGUAAUCUAUGUCUAUACUUAUCUUAAAAAAUACGGACUAUUCCGUUCACCAGCCUUUCGUCGUUCGUCAAACCCCGCGUUCCGCGUUGUACUCUGCACCAGGCCAAACCCGAACAGGUCUCCCUCCGUUGUCGUAAAUAAAAAUCAACCCACGACGGAAAUAAAAAUCUCCCCCUGAACCCCCGAUCCCGAGACCUUACCAGACGCCACCUCCCGCCGAGACAGGCGGCGGGCUGGAUUCAGCAGAGGACCACGUCAGCGGGGCGGCCGCUGCCCUCUGCGUCUCGCGCCGCCGACCUCCUCCAAUGCGUCGUUCGUCCUCCUCGCAGCGGCCGCCGACCUGCUUCAGCACGACGCCGCCCUCCUACACCGCGCCGGCGGCGGCGGCGCCCUCCGUGCUGCUCUCCGGGUCCCUUGCCAACGCUGUCCUCGCAGCGGCCGCCGCAGGAGCUUUGUCGCAGCUCUUGUCCUCGGCGUUGACGACUCCAUGGUCGCAGUCUCGGCUGUGCGGGGCCGGCCGCCGGCGAGGGAGGCCGGUUCUUCUGCCUCCUUCCUUUCAUAUGUGGUCUUCUGCUGGCUGCCUGCACUGGAUCGAUCCGGUGUUGCCGCCGCCUCUGCGUGCUGGCGGCUGGUUGCGGAGCCGCUGACCGAACUGCACUGUGGCUUGUUCCAGGGGCGCCGCUGCUUCUUUGUGCUGGUGAUUGGACGCUGGAUUCUUGAGUUCUAGAUCCAUGUGGUUAGCUGGAUCGUGUUGGAAUUGGGUUUGUUGUUAGCCGUGAGCUUCAGAUCGAUCUUGUCCGCUGGCAGGGUCAGCGGCUUCCCCAACGUGAUCCUUUUCAUCAAUGGCACCACGCCUACACUGGCCUCCACACCAAAAGACUAGCACGCCAGUCAUUAGGCAGCUUCAGUCAAGAGAUUUGGCUGAAGAAUUUCUGAAAAACGACCAAACAUAUUGGCCUAUUCAAGAAUUACGAGGUACUUGAAUGCUGAAUGCAAAUGUAUAUUUUGCAGGUGCUAAACAGAUGAAAACAAUGACGACUCCAUAAUUUGGAUAAAUCCGUGGGGAUGAGAGUUUAUGUUCUCAAGCUCAUAUAACUUUUUAUGGCUUUGAGUUGCAGUCAUCUGCAGGUCAUGUUCCUAUUUAUACUAGAGGGAUUUCUCUUACAGUUUUCCUUUAAAAAAUGAUUAUCAUUCCAUGGUAUCUAGAUUGGGAGGCUUACAUCAUAAUCAAUAGCACUUAUCUUUCAAUUUUUAUAAACUCCGGGACUAUUUGUUUGGAACUUCUGCUGGAUGGUUGGACCUGUCAUACGAAGCCGUACAAGUCUGUUCUUAUCACUGGAUCGAACUUUUUCAUUUGUGCUAUCUUGAUCAAAUGACUGAGAUGACAUCUUGUUAAAAAUCAUGCUUUUGUUUUCAGUCUGCCGUAGCUAAAGGUUCCUUUUUUGUUUUGCAGAGAUUACACCAAUCCUUACCUUCCAGUUUCUUCUGCUAGAUAGUAGUAUUCCUUUUGCAAGGGGUCACAAACAUUCAUAAACAUUACAAUAUUCUGAUAUAUUUUUUUCUAAUAGUAUCAUAAUUUCAUUUGUUUUUGCAAUUCUUAUAUGGUCUUGCUGUUUUUGAACUUAUUUCCCCUUUUCUAUGCCUUCGCAGCCUGCUGUUGGUGCCAAUGGAAGGAGAGUGGAGGCUGAGGGCAAUGUUCUUCUUGCGUCAGUUGAGAAUAUGCAGUAUGCUGUUUCAGUAGAUGUUCUACAUACCGUAAUUACUACUGGGAAUAUACUUAUUUCAAAUAGGCCCCAGGAAUUAAAAGGGUUCAUGAUUCCGGAUUCUUUUUAUAUUCAGAUGUUAGCGCAUGAAUGAUAUCUGGGCUCAUGACUUCCGGAUUUCUUUUAUGUCUAGGCUUGAUGUUGGAGAAGGCAAAGAGAUGAAUCUUGAAGGCAAUUGCUCCCGAUUGAACCUUCUCAAUCAGUACAUCAAAUACCUUUGUCCGAAGGAAGGGCUUUGAAGUCGUAAUUGAGGGCAGAAAGUUCUUGUACAAAAAGAGCUGGCUAAUCCUUGACUCGGGUUGCGGACUGAGAGAUGCAAAGUGGAUCUUUGUUCUUAGCACAUCUAAGAGCCUGUAUGUUGGUCAGUUUUAUUCGUUUCAGGGUUGACCUGUGCACAUCUUUAGCAUUAUACGACUGCUUAUUUUUGUGCUACCAAAUGUUGUGCCGAAAGUAUGAGCGAAGUGGAGCGCACCUGGCAUCGCACGGGCAUUUCAGCUAUAAGAAUUAAAAAAAAGUUAUAGGUGAGUUAUGCCUUCAAGAGUUGGUCCUGUCAAAAAAAGAUGAUGUUUGAACUCAUAUUAGCUUGCAGUGAUGACUUACAAGUA